AUGGUUGGGAGUGGUGGCGUUGGUAAAUCAGCGUUAACUUUGCAAUUCAUGUAUGACGAGUUUGUGGAGGAAUAUGAACCAACAAAAGCAGAUUCAUAUCGAAAAAAAGUUGUGCUUGAUGGUGAAGAAUGUUCGAUUGACAUUUUGGAUACCGCUGGACAAGAAGAUUAUUCCGCUAUACGUGAUAAUUAUUAUCGAAGUGGUGAAGGAUUUAUAUGUGUGUUUUCAAUAACAGACAGCGAAUCAUUUGAUGCAACUAAUGAAUUCCGAGAACAAAUUUUACGAGUGAAGAAUUCGAUUUCAAAUGAAUCAUUAAUUCCAAUAGUUCUUGUUGGAAAUAAAUCUGAUUUGAACAGUGAACGUUGCAUAUCGCAAUUGCAAGCGCAGCAACGAGCUGAGCAAUGGAAUGUACCAUAUAUCGAAACGUCGGCUAAAAAUAGGACAAAUGUUGAUAAGGUAUUUUAUGAUUUGAUGAGGGAAAUAAAACGGCGAAAAGGGGGAACGAUAAAUAUAAAUCGAUCAAGUGGUGCUGGUGAUAUGACAAUGCGUGAUAAGAGACGUAAGAAAAAACGAUGCAGCAUUCUUUGA
Molecule: messenger RNA, 588 nt
Organism: Dracunculus medinensis (Guinea worm)
Lineage: Eukaryota; Metazoa; Nematoda; Chromadorea; Rhabditida; Dracunculidae
Source: the annotation of a GenBank genome assembly